AUGUCUUCAGGCAGUGCUGCUGCGUCGUUGCCAGGUACCUUCGGGCUCGAUGAGUACGGCUUGGCAGAGAGCGAUACUGCAGCUGGCCCCAACAAGAUGACUUGCUUCGUGUGUGAGGAGGAGGAGUUGUGCACCAAGGAAUGGCGUGGCGCCAUGCUCGGUCAGAGGUGCUGGAAUGCGGUUCGAGCCCAUCGCUUGCAGCUGAAGGGCAACGCGAAGGCCCUCAAGGAGUCUGCAGAUCUGGUGAAAUCAGAUCCCGACCAGUUUCGAGCUCAGGUGAAGCCCUACAUCCCAACGGAUACUACGAGUCGUAGGAUCGCUCGGGAUGAGACGCAGAAGCAGCUCGUUGCGCAGCAGACGACUGACAGGAGUGUCGAGUCGAAGCGUGAGGGAAAGAAGACGGAGUUCUACAGCAAGCGCCACUUCAAGUCGUACAGGGCCUUCUGGGACAAGGUAGAGUCAGAUGACGCCAGCGAGGAGUUCGACGCAAUGCAGGACGCAGACCCCCACUUCGACAGCGACGGCGAGGCAGUCCAGCCCCUCAAGGCCCGCAAGUACACGAGAGAGGAGUCUGGCCGCGACACGAGUACUGGCAAGGUGACUCAGAGAGUGCUGGAGGACGAGGGUGGCCACAAUGAACCUGCCAGGAGCCCAAGCGCCAAUCUUCGUCAAUUGAUGGGUCUCGGUGACCUCCCGUCUGGCCACCUGGAGAAGAUUCCUCGAGGCGGGUCGCCCUUGCGAAGCUUGGCUGCCAAGCGCGACAGGAUGGACGACGAUUCAGCGUCGGUGAAGACCAAGGCCCCGAGGAAGGACAUCAAGUCGAAGAUCGAGGAGGGCAACGAGGAGGCGCUCUUUUUAGUUGCUAAGGAGGAGAUCUCAGAGAGCUGCGUCAACCUGCUGAAGAGGCACACUGGCGCGAAGUCUAUGGCGCACAAGCUGGAGGCCCUGGUGAAGAAGCACUCGCAGAAUUCGGAUGCUCCGAAUUGUACUCAGAUCCUCGCGGACUAUGCGACGCACGUGCAUGAGGUUAUGGACAUCAAGGGGCCAGCGCUGAAGGACCUGAAGGCUGACGGCGUGGAUGGUCUCAAAGAUAGGCUGGCCGCAGUGACACAGGCUCUCAACGACUUCGAGGAGCAGGCCAAGAAGAAGACGACGACGUUCUGCGUCAUGGACUCGACCGCCAGGAAGGCGCAGCGCACCGAGUACUUGGCAGUGCGUCACCAGAAGGGUAAGGUUGCGAAUGCCUUGACUGCAGGCGGCUACCACAUGAAGCAUGCCAAGGUCAUUGGCAGCCUCGUGUACGAGAGCUCUGGCACUCCGCUGACGGCUGAGGAGACUGGAGUGCUCUUCAAGAUCGUCAAUGUGAACCCUGCAGAGCUGAUUCCUUCAGAGGUCUGCGCCUGGGCCAUGACCGAGUCGAAGGGGUUGAAGGUGCGCUCGGCCAUCAUGGGCAAGUGUGGGCUGGCUCUCGAUGAGAAGGUGAAGGUGCUUGACAAGCAGAUGGAGACCACGAGGUGGACUGGGGCUCUCACGCGCCUGACCUCCGACCUGACGACCGUGGACUUCCAGCUGCCGGAGAGCUCUGGCGAGCUCUUCAUGGAGGGCAACCACCCGAGCAUCGUGACGCUGCGCCGCGACGCCUGUCGCAGGGGACCUGCGGCGUUCAACAUGUCGGGUGCUGGCUGCUACGUGAUGGCGCUUAGCGAGCCGAUCAUUUUCAUGGUGUACAAGAUCGAGGAGCUGCUCGCGCGGGGCAUCGUGAUCUCCAACCUGCCAGGGUUGGCCUGCGACCAAACCUACCCAUGUGCUUACACGGGGGGACCGAGGUUUCUGCAGAGUGAGGCGGGCGCCGAGUUCAUGAACUCGACGGCUUGCGCGGUCUUCACGUUGCCGAAAAAGGCGAUGGCGUGGAUCCCUUGGGGCUUCUUGUACACUGCCGUGUACUACAACGGGGCGCCCGCAAACGACAAGGAGGCUCCGAAGUGGGCCCACUUCCUCUCGGUGACGGUCUUGGCGAAAGGUCUGGCGCAGCAGAUCUCAAAGCAAGUGUUCGCUGCCGUGAACAAGGAUCUCGAUGACCAUUACAAAACGGAGAGCGCGCAGGUGUGGAAGGAUAGGGCCUCUGUGUGGGCUGCGUUUUCGAAGCAUGUCCUCGAUGUGUGA
Messenger RNA from Prorocentrum cordatum, 2163 nucleotides. The record is from the annotation of a GenBank genome assembly. Lineage: Eukaryota; Dinophyceae; Prorocentrales; Prorocentraceae.